This is a messenger RNA of Gambusia affinis (western mosquitofish), 3424 nucleotides long. RefSeq names its product 5-hydroxytryptamine (serotonin) receptor 1D, G protein-coupled (gene htr1d). Gene Ontology annotation, cellular component: plasma membrane; dendrite. Lineage: Eukaryota; Metazoa; Chordata; Actinopteri; Cyprinodontiformes; Poeciliidae. The transcript has 2 exons. Gene Ontology annotation, molecular function: neurotransmitter receptor activity; G protein-coupled serotonin receptor activity. The record is from RefSeq and is a predicted model, not a curated record. Gene Ontology annotation, biological process: chemical synaptic transmission; regulation of behavior; smooth muscle contraction. Bases 1381 to 2490 code for a protein of 369 amino acids.
UCCAACAUUUCCGUGGACUGGAUGUUCUGGUUUCUUCUCACGGCUGCGUUUCGCAACAUGACCCACUCAAGUUCCGUGGACCGCGGCGCCCGGACUCUGAGCUUUCCUCCGCGAUGUGCAGCAGACCUCGGCACUGACUGCUCAGCUGGAGCAUCGCAGAAGCUGCUGCGCUGAAUGACUCCGAGCCGCGGCGUCCCGUUUGUGCGUAAAUUCCGGACGCCGCUUCUGCGCGGUUUGCCACGUUUCUCUUGCGCUCCGCGUUUAAUCAGAAAUCUUUUACUGAGCGGGACGCGCACACGAAGAUUAAUGCAUCGCUGGAUUAAAGUCACUCUGAACGUCGUAAUCCCAACAGACGCCUCGACUGAAACGUUCCUGGAUAAUCAGUGCAGCGAAGAGGAGAAAUUAAUGGACAAACAUUUUACUCUGGGAAACUGAAAGAAAACCUUUUCUUAUCAUCUCAUUCCAGCGAAGUUGUGCGGAUGGCCCAGAGUCCCAGCAGACGCUGAAGAGACUCCGACACCGAAACAGUUCUCACAUUAAUCAUGCAACUCUGGUGUUCUUGUCUUCAAAGCGUCGUAGAAAAAGUCUGACACAAGAACCUAAAAUCAGGAAGAAACAAAAGAUAAAAGUGAAACGAGUGUCAUCAUCUUCCUACAUCCAAUUCUGGGUUUUGUUGAAGAGGAGAAACAGAUUUAUGGCUGAUAAAUUGGAAAUUAUGACGAUGUUACGACCUGAUGGAUUAGGAUUUAACCUCAACGACGAAGCAAAAAGGAGAAUUUGAAAUGUAAUAAUUGAUUUGGUUGAGAAAAUACACAAUAAUUAACAUUUUUAUUGAUCAAACAGUCAAUCAAGUUGAUUUGUGUUGCACAUUUCAGCAAUAUUACAGAUUAGAAACAUAAACACAUCAGAUAGUCAACAGGUUUGAAAACAAAUAAGUGGAUCAAAAAUGUUGAUUUAAAAUCACAAUUAGAAAAAAGGUUAAAGCAAAAACAAGAUCAAUUUACACAAAACAAGAUUAAAAUGAUUGAAUUAGAGACAUUUAGUCAAUAAAUACAAUCAGAACAAACAGUCGACAUAAAACAGUUAUUAUACACACAAUAAGAGUUAAUAAAUUGAGAUGAUUUUAUGUAUUUGGAUAUUUAAAAUGUCUUCCAGUUCCAGUGUUAAAUACUCAUGAGAUAUAGUUAUUCAUUAAUUGUUUUUAAUAAUGAUUAUUAAAUGACGACAAAACAACAACAUUAGCGCUUAUGGCGAUAACUUCCGGGUCGACUUGGAGGAAGUGUUGAUGAUUCAAAAUGUUGACAGAUCUGAUGUGUUAUGAGCCAGUUGUUUUUUAAACAUCAUUCGGUUCUUCUCUGGAUCUUCUUAUGAACUGAAAUCAUGGAAAACGUCACGGAAAACAACGCGACAGCGGCGCCCUGGACCGAGGCCACGCUGCUCAGCCUGCAGGUCUCCCUCUACGUGCUGCUUGGCGUCGUUACCUUGGUAACCGCGCUCUCCAACGCCUUCGUCAUAGCCACCAUCUUCCUGACCAGAAAGCUCCACACGCCGGCCAACUUCCUGAUCGGGUCUCUGGCCAUCACGGACCUGCUGGUGUCCAUCCUGGUGAUGCCGAUCAGUAUCGUGUACACCGUGACCAAAACAUGGUCGCUCGGUCAGAUUGUUUGCGACAUCUGGCUCUCCUCUGACAUCACCUUCUGCACCGCCUCCAUUUUGCACCUGUGCGUCAUCGCGCUGGACCGCUACUGGGCCAUCACGGACGCGCUGGAGUACUCCAAGCACCGCACCAUGCGCAGGGCGGCCAUGAUGGUGGCGGUCGUUUGGGUGAUCUCCAUUUCCAUUUCCAUGCCGCCGCUCUUCUGGCGGCAGGCCAAAGCGCAGGGCGAGCUGACGGAGUGCGUGGUGAACACGGAGAAGAUCUCCUACACCCUGUACUCCACCUUUGGUGCCUUCUACGUCCCCACUGUGCUUCUCGUCAUCCUCUACGGGAGGAUCUACGUUGCGGCGCGUUCACGCAUCUUCAAGACGCCGGCAUCCGGGAAGCGCUUCACCACGGCGCAGCUCAUCCAGACCUCCGCGGGGUCUUCGCUCUGCUCUCUGAACUCCGCCUCGCACCAGGACGCGCACCUGCACGCUGGAAACACAGGCGGAGGUGGAGGCGGAGGCUCACCUGUGUUCAUGAACAGCGUGAAGGUGAAGCUGGCGGACAGCGUGCUGGAGAGGAAACGCCUGUGCGCGGCGCGGGAGCGCAAAGCGACCAAGACGUUGGGCAUCAUCCUGGGCGCCUUCAUCGUCUGCUGGCUGCCGUUCUUCGUCAGCACGCUGGUCAACGCCAUCUGCACGGCGUGCUGGUUCAGUCCGGUUCUGUUCGACCUCUUCACCUGGCUGGGAUACCUGAACUCGCUCAUCAACCCCGUCAUCUACACGGCGUUCAAUGACGACUUCAAGCAGGCUUUCCACAAGCUCAUGAAGUGCAGACGGAGCUUUUAGGCCGCGGCAAACACACAAACUAUGUUCCAGUAGAUUCCAACUUCUGCAGUUCAAUUCAUGGAAUAUUAGGGAGAUUAUAGGAGUAAAUCUCCACCAAACAACUCAGAACUUUUUACAUUAGUCUCCAAAAUCUACAAGAAAAACAUGGAAAUGUCUGAGUUUCAACAGUUGAAAAACUGCAAGAAAAAACUUGCAAAUUUUGAGAUUAACUAGAAAUAUUCCAGAUUUUUGUUGACUUCUGGAGUUUCACAAGUCAACAAAAAUAUUUGAUCUCAAAAUUUCCCAUUUUCUUCCAGCAGAUGUUUGACUUGAGUCAUUGAGCCCUGGGACACCGAUGGCAUAGAAAAUCAGAACAUUUCUGCCAAAUAACUCUAAAAUUAUGAGAUUAUCAUUUUUUAGGACUUUUUAAAUUUUUUUGAGUUUCAAAAGUUGAACAUUUUCAACUUGAAACACAAAGAAAACAAAAAUUAAAAACAUUCUCAAAGUUUUAAUAUCAAACUUUGACUUUUUUCUUGGAAAUUUUCAAUUUAUGAAACACAAAAAAAAAUCCCAAAAGUCAAAAAUGUUCGACUUUUUACGGAGCCCUUUUGGGGAAUUGGGAUUUUUUUUUUCUUUCUUUUUUUGCGAGAUUUUCCGUCCCUGCAAUCAUCUACUGAUCAGUUCAUGGGACAUAAUUGAAUCCUGUAAGCCUUUCUUUCCUACCUUCUGCUUUAAUAAAAGGUUCUGUGGGGUUUUCCACGAACGUUAGUAUCUCGUUGUGAAAUAUCUGAAGUUUUAUAUCUUUGUCUUAGGAUAGAAAGACACCAAAAAGCUAUUUAAACAGAAAUGUUCCGUUAGUAGGAAAGAAAUAAAAAUGCAUCCUAAUUUGGACUAUUUGUGAGAUGAAGCCUGGGCGUAAAUUCAAACUGGAAGCCUCUCUAGCCCCACCUGCAUC